AUGCCGAACGACAUCAAGGGAAAAAAAGUGCAGUUAUUUGAUCCAAUAGAUUAUGUUCAGCUAGUAAUGUACCCAUUGAUUCUUCUGUUUGGAGUUAUUGGCAACAUCCUUGUCGUACUCGUUGUUCGAGGCAAGAAAACGAACCGGAAGAUCAACGACUAUUUCAUCCUGAAUCUAGCAAUAACUGACCUUUGCAUGCUCACAAUAAGCAUCUCCGUCGACUUCUUUUUGAAGUUCGAAACAUUUCCAUUCGGUCUGUUGCUCUGCAAAGGAAUCUGGCCUCUUAUGACAAUGUGUUUAUUUGCCAGCAUCUUUACGUUGACCUGUAUGGCUAUCGAACGCGAGCGCACAAUCGUGAAACCCCUCAGCCCAAGGCUUGCGGUCUCACAAGUUCCCUGGGUCCUCGCGUCUACUUGGUUGGCAGGAUUGGUGUGUGUUUCGCCCCUGAUAAUAGUCGCGUAUGAUAAGGAAAGAGGGUGUAGGGAAAACUGGCCUACCUCUUUCAUGAGGCAGGCCUACUCAGGCGCUGUCGUACUACUUCAAUAUGCCCUACCUCUUUUAGUAAUCACAAUCGCUUACGCCAGGAUUGGAAUUUCCUUGAAGCGCCGCGUCAAAAUGAAGACGACAGAAUUUGAAACAAGUCAGCGCACAGCUGCAACAUUUAGAAGACGCAAGGAGAACGCAAAAAUUAACAAAAAUCUGCGGACCAUAGUCAUCUUGUUUGCGGUAUUUAUGUUGCCAAAACAAAUUUUGUGGCUUUGGUUAGACUUUGGAAGCGGUGCUGAUUUCAAGCAUUUCAACGACGCUUUGGUUUUCAGUGAGUUCUUACUUUACAUCCACAGCUCCACAAAUCCAGUCGUGUAUGGUACAAUAUUGCAAGAAUACCGUUUAGGGUUUUGUCGAUAUAUCAGGAAAUUCUGCCCAUUUAUAGCGAGGUUCUGUAUGAAGGACAAUCAAGUGCAUCCAGGUCCUCCAUCUGCGAAUCACAAUGCCUCUCGUGGUAAUUCAACUGCGAUGUCGCACCAAAAGACUGUUAACUCGUUACCCAUGGAAGGGUCUUGUACAAUAAGCCCGUUAUAA
Molecule: messenger RNA, 1080 nt
Organism: Porites evermanni
Lineage: Eukaryota; Metazoa; Cnidaria; Anthozoa; Scleractinia; Poritidae
Source: the annotation of a GenBank genome assembly